This is a messenger RNA of Truncatella angustata, 2390 nucleotides long. RefSeq lists its product as uncharacterized. The transcript has a single exon. The coding region runs from base 271 to 2244 and encodes 657 amino acids. Gene Ontology annotation, molecular function: protein binding. Lineage: Eukaryota; Fungi; Ascomycota; Sordariomycetes; Amphisphaeriales; Sporocadaceae. The record is from RefSeq and is a predicted model, not a curated record.
UGUCGCGCCACACACGCACACACAAAUACAGAGCUAACGUUAGUAAGUUACCAGGUUAGCUAGUCUAGCAUUGAGACCUGGCUAUUUAGGUAUGCAAGUGCAAAGCCUGACUUGAACCUAUCACUAUCACUGUCACUAUCACUAUCACUAUCACUAUCAAUCAGUAGCGCAACAACGAGCUCUAAAAAUUUCCCCGUCCGUCCCUUAUCGCUUUGGUGAAGGUUCGAGGUGACUCCCAGUCCUCCUGUAUCGAAUUUCCCUUACGGCAACAUGUUUGCCUGCAGAGCCUGUACAAGGCGCGCUCUUGCUGUCCUUCUGGAAAGCUCCUUACCUGCAGAACUCAGUCAAGCAACGUCGUCAAGAUGUCCACCCAUACCAAACCACUCCGCCCGAAGAACCUAUGCGACCGGUGCUGUUGCUGCGAAAGAGGACGCGUUCAGCAGUGUCCAGCAAAGUGAACAUGUGCCCGGGUCUAGGAAGCAGAAGACCGUGGUUCCCAAAGCUACUGAAAGGGCCGUCAAGAAGCAGAUGGAGUUCCUCAACGAUCCAUUUCAUUUUGGCAAGGAGGUCGAGAAAGCUCUGGCGAAGGAUCGAUUCGAAGAGGCUGCCCUUCUCACCAGGAAUGCGAGCAAGAAUCAUAGGCUCACCGUCGCCUGGAAUCACUUGAUCGACUAUCAGAUGCGAAAUCUCAAGUUACAUGCCGCCAUCAAACUAUACAAUGAGAUGAAGAAGCGCGCCCAGUUCCCAAAUGCUCAGACAUACACCAUCAUCUUCAGGGGCUGUGCCAUAUCUCCUCACCCGAAACUCGCUGUUGCCGAAGCCAUCAAAUUGUACAACAACAUGCUGGCCGGCGAUCGAAUCAGCCCAAACAUCGUCCACCUGAACGCGGUCUUGCAGGUUUGCGCAAAGGCCAAGGACAUCGAGACCAUGUUCACUGUGAUCAAGACUGCAGACGCCAAACUCAGAACGCCCAACAACCUCACAUAUACUACCGUCCUCAAUGCCCUUCGCGCCGUCGUCGAUGUCCCUCUGGACCGUAGCACACCCACCCAAGAAUUGAGCCCGGAGAAACAGCAGGCAAUACAACGGGCCAAAGCAAUAUGGGAGGAGAUUAUACAGAAGUGGCGAGAUGCCAGUAUCUUCAUCGACGAAGAACUAGUCUGUGCCAUGGGCAGGAUUCUUCUCAUGGGCGGAUUCCACGACAACGAUGCCAUCUUUUCCCUGGUCGAGCAAACCAUGGGUAUCACCAAGGAACCUGAGAGACUGAGCAGUCUGGCUUGGAAGGGGUUGAAAGAGGAGAGAGCAUCCCAAGCGGAAGCCCAGGACGAGAAAGCAGCACAAGUCCCCACCACUUCUUCGGUCCCAGUCGCAACAAAGGAUGACUCAAAACCAUCCGCAACACAAGUACGACCAGGGAAAAACUCCCUCUCCAUGGUCAUGACGGCGAUUGAGAAUACCGGCAAAGCUAACCUUGCGCGCCGUUACUGGAUCGUCUUCACCAAGAAUUUCGGUGUGGAACCCGAUGCCCACAAUUGGUAUGCUCUCUUCCGCGCCCUCCGUCGUGGCAAAAGCAGUACCAAAACCGCCGAAUAUCUUGCAGAAAUGCCCAAGGUCAUGAUGUCCGCCAAGCUCUUCCGCAUUGCCAUGCUCACCUGUGUGCGCGAUAAUCUCAACAAGUCAUCCUUCAACAACGCCACCCAAAUCCUCGAGACCAUGCUUACCACCAUGCGCAUACCGGAUUUGUACGUCCUGCGCACCUACCUGCGGGUAGCUUACGCCAACAAGCGCCUAUUCGAAGAGAUGGCCGUACAGAACAAGGACGCCAACGCAUCCAAGCUUGCUUGGGGUCGUCAGAUGUGUGUGGCUCUCGAGAACUUGUGGGAGCCUUAUCAUAUUGUUGUUAAACAACUCUCGCACGGAGGUCUCGCUGACGUCCCCGAGAAGAAUUUCGUCGAGGAGAAAGAGAGGAGCGUCUGGGUACAGGAGGCCAACCAGAGAGCGGAGUUGGCGGCGCUGGCGCGAAAGAUGAUUGCUGCGCAUGAUAGGCUGAUCUUCGAAAACAUGCUACCACCUGCGGUCGCCAAACGCUUAGCACCUCGGAGGAACGCGCUGAACAGGUUUGUGGUCAAGUAUUUUGAGGACAGAGAGAGAUUCGAGCCGGGGUGGAACAGAAAGGUCGAGGAAAUCCAAGCCAAUAAAGAGGAUGAUGAAGACUUCGACUUUGGUGGUAAGGGGGGUUGGUAGACGGCCGCUCCAAGAAUUGUAUAAUACGCCAUCUGAGUUUACCAUUCGGCGCGAUGUAGGCUACGUGUACAAACCGAUGUAUAAUGACGGACGAUACUCCUGUACAAAUAAAGCAGAUCAAAAUACCUCUCAAGCAUUAUAGACUA